Messenger RNA from Boleophthalmus pectinirostris (great blue-spotted mudskipper), 1520 nucleotides. RefSeq names its product Voltage-dependent anion-selective channel protein 2-like. Gene Ontology annotation, cellular component: mitochondrial outer membrane. The record is from RefSeq and is a predicted model, not a curated record. Gene Ontology annotation, molecular function: voltage-gated monoatomic anion channel activity. Gene Ontology annotation, biological process: monoatomic anion transmembrane transport. Bases 129 to 974 code for a protein of 281 amino acids. Lineage: Eukaryota; Metazoa; Chordata; Actinopteri; Gobiiformes; Gobiidae. The transcript has 9 exons.
CGCAUGCGCUCUGUGUCUCCUUCAUUGUGCCCUAUUGCUAAGCUAUAGUUAGCCUCCAGUUUGUGCAGCAGCAUCAGCACUUGGGACGGUUCAAGCUUUGCACACCCCCAUAGAAUUUGAAUAGAACAAUGGCUGUCCCCCCUUCUUACACAGACCUGGGCAAGGCUGCCAAGGACAUAUUCAGCAAGGGCUAUGGAUUUGGGCUUGUGAAGCUGGAUCUUAAGACCAAAUCACAAAGUGGAGUGGAGUUCAACACAUCUGGCUCAAGUAACACAGACACAGGGAAGGCUGCAGGGAGCCUGGAGACCAAAUAUAAGAUGAAAGAGCUGGGCCUCAGUGUCAACCAGAAGUGGAACACUGACAAUACUCUGGCCACUGAAGUCACUGUUGAGGACCAGCUUGCUCAAGGACUGAAGGUGGCUUUGGAUACAUCUUUUGUACCAAAUACUGGCAAAAAAAGUGGAAAGCUGAAGACAGGUUACAAGCGUGACUAUGUGAACUUGGGUUGUGAUGUGGACUUUGAAGGCCCCAUCAUCCAUGCUGCUGCUGUGCUGGGUUAUGAGGGCUGGCUUGCUGGCUACCAAAUGGCUUUUGACACAGCCAAGUCUAAAUUGGCCCAGAAUAACUUUGCCUUGGGAUUUAAGGCUGGGGACUUCCAGCUUCACACAAAUGUUAAUGAUGGGACAGAGUUUGGUGGAUCCAUUUACCAGAAAGUGAACGAUGAGCUGGAGACAGCAGUAACUCUGGCCUGGACCGCUGGCAGCAACAACACUCGCUUUGGUAUUGCUGCCAAAUACAAGCUGGACAAAGAUGCAUCACUGUCUGCCAAAGUAAACAAUGCCAGUUUGAUUGGAAUAGGCUACACUCAGAGCCUUAGGCCUGGUGUUAAAGUAACUCUCUCUGCCCUGAUUGAUGGAAAGAACUUCAAUGCUGGCGGACACAAAGUUGGCAUGGGUUUUGAGCUUGAGGCAUAAGACAACUUGAAUUGUUCAACGAAGAAGUAAAAAAUCACAGCUCACUUCUCCCCUGUCCAGUUUUCUGCAGCCUGUUGUUUCUGGAUGCCCCUUGGCACUUUCCUGCACAUACCAUGAGCUGUGCCUAACCAGCUCAGACCAUAUUUGAAAGUAGUAAAAGUAUAUGCAGGAGUUAUUUCUCAUCUAAAAGCUGACAAUACAUAUGUACUGUAUUGUGACGGGACAAUAUUUAUUUCUACAUAGGUCUUAGAACAAGUAGUAAUUUGUGUAGCUCAUUAAAGAGUGUGUAUUUAGUUGUUCCUCCCUACCCUAAAGCAUGUGAGAAUGAAAAUAUGAAGGCAAGUGUAAAGGAUAUUUGCUUGGUAAAAAUGGUGCUGCGUGUCUGUUUUCUACUUUGUUGUAGCUUUUAGAUCCAUUUAAAUGCUCUGUUACAUCACGUCAGCACACAACAGUUUUCUAUGGGUUGUUGAAUAUUUGAAUUGCUUUGUUAUUUAUACAUUGUGUCCAUGGCUUUAAAAGAAUAUUAAAAGCUGUUUAGUAAUUAUA